Acytostelium subglobosum LB1 is the source of this 924-nucleotide messenger RNA. RefSeq lists its product as hypothetical. The transcript has 2 exons. NCBI's taxonomy places the organism in Eukaryota, Evosea, Eumycetozoa, Acytosteliales, Acytosteliaceae. The record is from RefSeq and is a predicted model, not a curated record. Bases 1 to 924 code for a protein of 307 amino acids.
AUGACAGACGUUUCAUCUGGCAUCCGCACCAUACUCUACUUCAAUCCAAUCAGAUUCAUCGCAGGCUACGACUCUAUCAAUAACAUCGUCUACGCACCAGUUCGCCUGGAACUACUGGCACAUCAGAUCUCCUUAUCGAGGACUUUGGAAGGUCGAUUGAGUGGACGCUAUGUUACAUUUGGAAAUCUUAUGACUGGUUUGGCCUAUGGCGCAUACGAUCAGUACUCUCAGACCUACUAUAUGGUCAUCAACUCGGAUUACGAAAUGCCUGGCUUCACACUUGCCAAGUACUCUAUCGUUCACAACAACUUCACAAUGCAUAAUCUCACGUUCGACUUCCCUCUCCCGUCUGUCAAGGAAGUGUUUGUCUACAAUUCCACUGUCUAUGUUGGUGUCCAUUCGGUAUCCGAUAGCUACUAUGGCCCUAUUUCAUUUGGCGUGGCCAACCUCGACACCAACGAGGUAAAGGUCAUCUUCUAUGUUGACAAUGCCUUCACCUAUCAGGGAAAUAUGUGCACGUUCACUCUCGAUCACAACACUGGAUACCUGCUUGUACUGACCACCUUCCAAGUACUAGUGGAUUUCACCGAGUACUUUAUCAACCUUGAGACCUACGAGGUAACAACACAUGUAAUCACGUGGCCAGCGGACAAAUACACUCCGUGGAUGUGCUUUGCUUCAUUAUUUAAGCAGAACAGAACAAAGGUAUCGGAAGUAGUUCUUUAUCCAUUCUGUUUCCACUUAAACUAUGAAGAUAGAAUGAUCUGGCUACCCAAGAGAAGGACACCUUCCUCAAGAGCUCGUGGGUCUAUCAACAUCUUCAUCAAGAUCAAGGAUAAGCGACUGUGUGCGCUUGAGACCACCCAUUCCUGCUCAACCACCACUACCUGUUUCACAAGCACACCAUCCUUGUCCAAGGAUUGA